This is a messenger RNA of Brenthis ino (lesser marbled fritillary), 4632 nucleotides long. NCBI's taxonomy places the organism in Eukaryota, Metazoa, Arthropoda, Insecta, Lepidoptera, Nymphalidae. The record is from the annotation of a GenBank genome assembly.
AUGGUAGUAGUAGAAUUAAAUCUAAAUUCUUUUAUAGGAUUCGGUGCAGCCAUUGGUGCAGUCUUCGGUGCAAGCCACAGUGGGAAACUUGGUGGAGGCAUCGAUGUAGGCCACAGUGGUAGCCUUGUUGAAGGCCACAGUGCAGGCAUAGGUGCAGGCUUCGGUGCAAACCAUGGUGAAAGCCUCAGUACAGGCAUCGGUGCAGGCCACAGUGGGAGCCUUGGUGAAGGACACAGUGCAGGCAUAGGUGCAGGCAUCAGUGGAGGCAAAAGCGGAAACCUUGGGGGAGAUCACAGUGCAAGCAUAGGUGCAGCUUUCGGAGCAGGCCAGAGCGGGAGUCUUGGUGGGGGCAUCGGUGCAGGCCACAGUGGGAGCCUUAGUGUAGGUCACAGUGCAGGCAUCAGUGGAAGCUAUGAUAAAAGCUUCGGUGCAGGCGUCAGUGGGAGCCUUAGUGCAGGCCACAGUGCGGGCAUAGGUGCAGGCAUCAGUGCAAGCCAUGAUAAAAGCGUCAGUGCAGGCAUCGGUGCAAGCCACAGUGGGAGCCUUGGUGGAGGCCACGGUGCAGGCAUAGGUGCAGGUCUCAGUGCAAGCCAUGAUAAAAGCGUCAGUGCAGGCAUCAGUGCAAGCCACAGUGGGAGUCUUGGUGAAGGCUACAAUGCAGGCAUAGGUGCAGGCCUCAGUGCAAGCCAUGAUAAAAGCGUCAGUGCAGGCAUCGGUGCAAGCCACAGUGGGAGCCUUGGUGGAGGCCACGGUGCAGGCAUAGGUGCAGGUCUCAGUGCAAGUCAUGAUAAAAACGUCGGUGCGGGCAUCGGUGCAAGUCAUAGUGGGAACCUUGAUGGAAGCUACAGUGCAAGCAUAGGUGGAAAUAUUGGUGCAGGACAGAGUGGGAGCGCCGUUAGUGGCAACAGUGCAGGCAUAGGUGCAGGUAUCAGUGCAAGCCAUGAUAAAAAAAUCGAUGCAGGUCGCCGUGGAAGCCUUAGUGGAAGCCACAGUGCAAGCAUUGGUGCAGACAUUGGUACAAGCCAGAGUGGGAGCCUUGGUGGAGGCCACAGUGCAGGCCUCAGUACAAGCCAUCAUAAAAGCGUCAGUGCAGGCAUCGCUGCAAGCCACAGUGGGAGCCUUGGUGGAGGCCACGGUGCAGGCAUAGGUGCAUACCUCAGUGCAAGCCAUGAUAAAAGCGUCAGUGCAGGCAUCAGUGCAAGCCACAGUGGGAGUUUUGGUGAAGGCCACAAUGCAGGCAUAGGUGCAGGCCUCAGUGCAAGCCAUGAUAAAAACGUCGGUGCGGGCAUCGGUGCAAGUCAUAGUGGGAACCUUGAUGGAAGCUACAGUGCCAGCAUAGGUGGAGAUAUUAGUGCAGGACAGAGUGGAAGCGCCGUUAGUGGCAACAGUGCAGGCAUAGGUGCAGGUCUCAGUGCAAGCCAUGAUAAAAAAUUCGAUGCAGGUCGCCGUGGAAGCCUUAGUGGAAGCCACAGUGCAAGCAUUGGUGCAGACAUUGGUACAAGCCAGAGUGGGAGCCUUGGUGGAAGCCACAGUGCAGGCCUCAGUACAAGUUAUGAUAAAAACGUCAGUGCAGGCAUCAGUGCAAGCCACAGUGGGAGCCUUGGUGGAGGCCACGGUGCAGGCAUAGGUGCAGGCCUCAGUGCAAGCCAUGAUAAAAGCGUCAGUGCAGGCAUCAGUGCAAGCCACAGUGGGAGUCUUGGUGAAGGCCACAGUGCAGGCAUAGGUGCAGGCCUCAGUGCAAGCCAUGAUAAAAAAUUCGAUGCAGGUCGCCGUGGAAGCCUUAGUGUAAGCCACAGUGCAAGCAUUGGUGCAGACAUUGGUACAAGCCAGAGUGGGAGCCUUGGUGGAGACCACAGUGCAGGCCUCAGUACAAGCCAUCAUAAAAGCGUCAGUGCAGGCAUCGCUGCAAGCCACAGUGGGAGCCUUGGUGGAGGCCACGGUGCAGGCAUAGGUGCAGGCCUCAGUGCAAGCCAUGAUAAAAGCGUCAGUGCAGGCAUCAGUGCAAGCCACAGUGGGAGUCUUGGUGAAGGCCACAGUGCAGGCAUAGGUGCAGGCGUUAGUGCCAGCCAUGAUAAAAACGUCGGUGCGGGCAUCGGUGCAAGUCAUAGUGGGAACCUUGAUGGAAGCUACAGCGCAAGCAUAAGUGGAGAUAUUGGUGCAGGCCAGAGUGGGAGCUUCGGUAGUGGCAACAGUGCAGGCAUAGGUGCAGGCCUCAGUGCAAGCCAUGAUAAAAAAUUCGAUGCAGGUCGCCGUGGAAGCCUUAGUGGAAGCCACAGUGCAAGCAUAGGUGCAGACAUUGGUGCAAGCCAGAGUGGGAGCCUUGGUGGAGGCCACAGUGCAGGCACAAGUGCAGGCCUCAGUACAAGCUAUGACAAAACCGUCAGUGCAGGCAUCAGUACAAGCCAUGAUAAAAGCUUCAGUGCAGGCCACAGUGGAGGCCACAGUGCAGGCAUAGGUGCAGCUUUCGGUGCAGGCCAGAGUGGGAGUCUUGGUGGAGGCCACAGUGCAGGCAUAAGUGCAGGCCUCAGUACAAGCCAUGAUAAAAGCAUCAGUACAGGCAUCGGUGCAAGCCACAGUGGGAGCUUUGGUGGAGGUCACAGAGCAGGCAUAGGUGCAGGCGUUAGUGCCAGCCAUGAUAAAAACGUCGGUGCGGGCAUCGGUGCAAGUCAUAGUGGGAACCUUGAUGGAAGCUACAGUGCCAGCAUAAGUGGAGAUAUUGGUGCAGGCCAGAGUGGGAGCUUCGGUAGUGGCAACAGUGCAGGCAUAGGUGCAGGUCUCAGUGCAAGCCAUGAUAAAAAAUUCGAUGCAGGUCGCCGUGGAAGCCUUAGUGGAAGCCACAGUGCAAGCAUAGGUGCAGACAUUGGUGCAAGCCAGAGUGGGAGCCUUGGUGGAGGCCACAGUGCAGGCACAAGUGCAGGCCUCAGUACAAGCUAUGACAAAACCGUCAGUGCAGGCAUCAGUGCAAGCCAUGAUAAAAGCUUCAGUGCAGGCCACAGUGGAAGCCUUAUUAGUGGAGGCCACAGUGCAGGCAUAGGUUCAGCUUUCGGUGCAGGCCAGAGUGGGAGUCUUGGUGGAGGCCACAGUGCAGGCAUAAGUGCAGGCCUCAGUACAAGCCAUGAUAAAAGCAUCAGUACAGGCAUCGGUGCAAGCCACAGUGGGAGUCUUGAUGAAGGCCACAGUGCAGGCAUAGGUGCAGGCGUUAGUGCCAGCCAUGAUAAAAACGUCGGUGCGGGCAUCGGUGCAAGUCAUAGUGGGAACCUUGAUGGAAGCUACAGCGCAAGCAUAAGUGGAGAUAUUGGUGCAGGCCAGAGUGGGAGCUUCGGUAGUGGCCACAGUGCAGGCAUAGGUGCAGGCGUUAGUGCCAGCCAUGAUAAAAACGUCGGUGCGGGCAUCGGUGCAAGUCAUAGUGGGAACCUUGAUGGAAGCUACAGCGCAAGCAUAAGUGGAGAUAUUGGUGCAGGCCAGAGUGGGAGCUUCGGUAGUGGCAACAGUGCAGGCAUAGGUGCAGGCCUCAGUGCAAGCCAUGAUAAAAAAUUCGAUGCAGGUCGCCGUGGAAGCCUUAGUGGAAACCACAGUGCAAGCAUAGGUGCAGACAUUGGUGCAAGCCAGAGUGGGAGCCUUGGUGGAGGCCACAGUGCAGGCACAAGUGCAGGCCUCAGUACAAGCUAUGACAAAACCGUCAGUGCAGGCAUCAGUACAAGCCAUGAUAAAAGCUUCAGUGCAGGCCACAGUGGAGGCCACAGUGCAGGCAUAGGUGCAGCUUUCGGUGCAGGCCAGAGUGGGAGUCUUGGUGGAGGCCACAGUGCAGGCAUAAGUGCAGGCCUCAGUACAAGCCAUGAUAAAAGCAUCAGUGCAGGCAUCGGUGCAAGCCACAGUGGGAGCCUUGGUGGAGGUCACAGAGCAGGCAUAGGUGCAGGCGUUAGUGCCAGCCAUGAUAAAAACGUCGGUGCGGGCAUCGGUGCAAGUCAUAGUGGGAACCUUGAUGGAAGCUACAGUGCCAGCAUAAGUGGAGAUAUUGGUGCAGGCCAGAGUGGGAGCUUCAGUAGUGGCAAUAGUGCAGGCAUAGGUGCAGGCCUCAGUGCAAGCCAUGAUAAAAAAUUCGAUGCAGGUCGCCGUGGAAGCCUUAGUGGAAGCCACAGUGCAAGCAUAGGUGCAGACAUUGGUGCAAGCCAGAGUGGGAGCCUUGGUGGAGGCUACAGUGCAGGCACAAGUGCAGGCCUCAGUACAAGCUAUGACAAAACCGUCAGUGCAGCCAUCAGUGCAAGCCAUGAUAAAAGCUUUAGUGCAGGCCACAGUGGAAGCCUUAUUAGUGGAGGCCACAGUGCAGGCGUAGGUGCAGCUUUCGGUGCAGGCCAGAGUGGGAGUCUUGGUGGAGCCAUCGGAGCAGGCCACAGUGGGAGCCUUGGUGGAGGCCACAGUGCAGGCAUAGGUGCAGGCAUAGGAGCAGGCGGUUCAGCCUUCGGUGCAGGCCAAAGAGGGAGUCUUGGUGGAGGCAUAGGUUUUGGCCACGGUGGGAAUCUUGGUGGAGGCAUCGGUGCAAGCCACAGUGGGAGCUUCGGUGCAGGGAUCGGUGCCGGCCGCAGAGGUAGUAAUGAGGGUAGUCGCGGAACUUUCAGUAUCGGCAUAGGAUUC